AUGGCGACGCUCGAGCAGCUGGCCCAGGCACUCCAGGAGGUGCGCCAGCAGCUCGACGGAGAGCGAGCAGCACGGCUCGCGGCAGGCGGCGCAGGAGCUGGACCGCAGAGAGCAGCUCGGAUCGAUGGCGGGCAGGAGCAGCGCAUCGACCCGCGAGUGCUGAACAAGUGCCCGAUCUUCAACGGCAGAGACGAAGCUUGGCAGGAGUGGUCCUUCAUCUUCGAGAGAGCGUGCGGAAUGGCUGAUCUAGAGGACACCCUCGACGCAGCGUCGAGAGACCUGACAGACCUGAAGUUCAGCGUGUUCAGUCCAGAACAGCAGCAGAGGGCCAAGCAGCUCUACUUCCUGCUGGUCAACACAGUCAGGGGCAAAGCGCUGACGCUGGUGAGAGGCGCGGAGAAGCACAAUGGCAUCAUCGCUUGGAAGAGGAUCAAAGCUGAGUACGCGCCAGACGUCGGAGGUAGACACACCGCACGGCUGAUGGGGAUCUUGCAACCAGGCUGGGACCAGAACGCGACAAGCCAGGAGUUCACGAACGAGCGGACAGAAUGGGGGACCCGCAUCACAGAGUACGAGACGGGAAGCACCGAGACGGUCAGCGACGCGAUGAAGAUCGCAGCGCUGGCAAGCCAUGCUCCAGAAUCAGAAGUGCAGCAGAGCAUCCGAGAGCACCUCCAGCUCGGCAGGACUUUUAACAAGAACGGCAGAAGUGUUGGAGUCGAUGACCAGAUGGGACCUGCACCGAUGGACGUCGACGCAGCUUACAACAGCUGGAACGGUAGCGGAAAGGAUCGCGGCAAAGGUGGCAGCGGCAACGGCAAAGGUGGUUGCUUCAUCUGCGGUCGGCCUGGGCACGGAGCUGAGAACUGCAGAUUGAAGUGCAAAGCCAAAGGAAAGGGCACAAUCGGGCCGAAUGCAAAUCUCGACUCAGAGGAGAGCCACCAGCCAGCGAAGCCAGCGACGGCGGUCAUCGAGGAGGUGAAUGCGGACAGCGACGACGAGUACGGGUGCAAGCUGUGCGAGCACUGGGGCGACUACAGCGACGUAGGGGGCCAGUACGAGGACACAGGCGAGCACGACGAGGAUCCAGAGGUAUACCCCUGGGAGGUCGAAGUCCACGAGUGCGAGGAUAGCCACGCGCAUGGGCACGAGGGCCAGGCCGAGACCACCAACGUCGACGAGGUCGAGCCGCCAGAGGUUCAGGGCUACGACGGCCAAGAGGACGGCGACCAGAGCGACGGUUGCGACAAGUAG
Prorocentrum cordatum is the source of this 1254-nucleotide messenger RNA. The record is from the annotation of a GenBank genome assembly. Lineage: Eukaryota; Dinophyceae; Prorocentrales; Prorocentraceae.